ACCAGAAUAGAGGAGCGUUUGAAUAGAUGAUGCUUCUGCUUCUACUUAAAAUCUGUGACAUGAUAUUGAGUAGUCACGUGGAUUUCCAUUGGCAUGGGUGAUUGGACUGUACAAAGGGUAGGACUGGCGCAACCCGCGAUCCUACCAUGCCCACCAGAAUGAUCAAGUCUAUCUUCUUCACGCGCUUCCACCCAGAGAAAGGCUCACGCGUCCUCCACCAAGUCCCUGAAGGCUCCAUCACGCCCUCUGCGUCCCCCUCCGCGCUCAAACAGCCCCUCUUCCAUUUUCCCUCCGUCUCUGACUAUAUAAUCCCACGGCAAGAGUUCUGCGAUCGCCUGGUCACAACUUGCACGAACCGCUGCCGCGUCGUGGGAUACCCUGUCUGUAUCAAGGGCGAGGGACGGUACAAUCGCAACGAGUUUAUCUUCAACUUUGCACUCGUUCUGGACGAGGACGCUGCGGAUUGGGGAAGCUAUGCAAGUGUGGUGAGGAAGUUAGGCAGGCUGCUCAGGGCACUGGAGGAACAAGGAGGGUUCUUGAGUCGAGAGGAGGAUCCGCGGAUGUUUGAGGAUGAUGAGGACGAUGGGUUGGGCUGGAAAGAGCAGGGACAGACAGAAAGUCAGACAGACGACGAUGAAGAACGGGAAUACACACAUUUCAACACAUGGAAAUCCAAACCGUCUGGAAACGGAGGAAAGGUGUAUGCACUCUGCGAGAUGAUUCUCGAGGACUUGAACAACUAUUGCGAGUGCAUGAUACCAAUAGACGACUCGAACACCAUAAACCUCAAACUCUUCCCCACGCACCUCCCGCCCGCCCCCAUAUUCGCCUGGCACGUCCCGCUCCUAACCAUCGACCUCUCCUCCUUCUCCUCCACCACCAUCUCCUCCGACCUCACCCUCACCCGCAUCCUCCCCUACAUCGACGGCACGCGCUCCGUCUCCCACCUCUCCCAGCUCGCCGACACCGAUCUCAGCCUGACCCGCAAAGCCGUCCAGCACCUCGUCUACUACGGCUGCGUCAUCCUCCUCGACAUCUUCCACUUCAACGCCAUCUACGCCCCCACCGCCGAGAUUUACGACUUCAUCACCGACCAGAGCCUGCAGGAGGAGUGCGCGCGCUACGUGCGCAUCCCGCACAUCAGCCUCGCUCACGGCGCGCGGCACGAGCGCAAGACGCUCGCUGCGCGCAACGUGCUCGCCGAGGACGGCGGGAACGAGGCGGCGGCGGUGGACGCGGACCGCUAUCGCGUCCCCAAGGAGCAUCUAGUGAAGCUGUACACGAGCCUGAAGCAGGGGCUCACACUGCGCAACUGGGUGCUGGAGAACUUUGAGCUGCUGACGUGUGUGGAUGUGCGGCGGUUCAUCACGUUUGGCGUCAUCAAGGGGUUUCUGUACCGCGUGCACAAGUAUGCGAUUGCGACGUCGUCGGGCGUGGCGGGGUUCGAGGAGGAGAGGAGAAGGGAGGUGCUGGUGAAGCCGCAUGAGGGGGAGGGUGUGGCGUAUGGGUCGGAUGUUAGUCGCGAGUUGCCGCUUGCGCGGUAUUUGGAUGGGCUGCAUAGCUUUGAUGAGAUCUGCACGGAGCUGAGGAUGAAUGAGAAGGAUGUUUUGGAGAGAGUGAAGGGGUUUGGGGAAGUGCAGAUAAUACAUCGAUGAUGCGGAUCUUGACGGCGUUUUCUGGGCUUGCAGUUUAGUCAGAAUUUUGGCAGCCAGAAAACAGCUCGAUCACGAAGACGUGGUUUCUCAACUUUGAUGAGUCGGUUCGAAGCCUACUGCAUGAUAUUUACGAAGUCUAGAGUUUCUCAGAUGUGAGUGGCAGAAGUCGCGUGAUGCCGGAAGGGGAGAGAGUGAAAGUCCUGGUAUUUCACCCCUUCCCAUCCCUUAGUUGCAUGUUAGGAUCAUGUCACUCGUCAUCUUGCUCGAGUCAAGUGUGUUGUUGUUGUCGCGAAAAGCAACACCAUUGAUAUACAUCUACACUUGAACCGCCUAGUAUAAGUACACGCUACGUUGGGCAUGGCGUAAACUGCCUACAAGGGGAGGCGACAGAGACCAAAG
Mytilinidion resinicola is the source of this 2054-nucleotide messenger RNA. Its product is annotated as nitrogen permease regulator 2. Gene Ontology annotation, cellular component: vacuolar membrane; GATOR1 complex. Gene Ontology annotation, biological process: positive regulation of autophagy; negative regulation of TORC1 signaling. Bases 147 to 1655 code for a protein of 502 amino acids. NCBI's taxonomy places the organism in Eukaryota, Fungi, Ascomycota, Dothideomycetes, Mytilinidiales, Mytilinidiaceae. The record is from RefSeq and is a predicted model, not a curated record. Gene Ontology annotation, molecular function: GTPase activator activity. The transcript has 3 exons.